Messenger RNA from Xyrichtys novacula (pearly razorfish), 3226 nucleotides. The record is from the annotation of a GenBank genome assembly. NCBI's taxonomy places the organism in Eukaryota, Metazoa, Chordata, Actinopteri, Labriformes, Labridae.
GUCCGGAACAUUUCUCAGACGGACCGGUCCGACAGGAUAUGUCUCCGCAUGUUGUGCAUCUCUGCAGGUCAGUCAGUUUCUGAUUCUUGUUGUUUUUCCACGAUCACGAAGAUUCUGCGAGUUUUUACAGAGCGAGUGUUUUUGUUUCCUGCAGCAGUAAUUCACCGUCCUGUGUCCGCUCUUAAUUUAUCAUUUUAUCAUUAAUAACAUUUUUAAAAAAUAUUUAAAUACAUGUGACCCUCAACCUUCUUCUUAUUUUAUUUCUGUUUUUGGUUUAAAGGAACAAAAUUAAAGUUUAUUUCGUUUGUUCUGAUUUAAUGAAACACGAAAAUUAGUUUAAGGUUCAAUCAGAAACAAACAGACUGAUAAUUAUCAUCAUUGUUAUUAUUAUUAUUAUUAUUAUUAUUGUUGUUGGAAAAUGAGGAUUAUAAUUCAAAAACAACAUCUGUUUGAUCAGCUGUUUUUACGGUCCUCUCUGAAGCAGCAGGUCUGUCUUUAAGAGUAGGGCUGGGCGAUAUCAGAGAAAGUUUAUCAGGAUAUAUUUUCUUCAUAUCAGCUGAUAUCGAUCAAUAUCAGGAUAUAAAACUGUAACAGUGUUUAUUGGUCUCAUGUCUUUUCCAACACAAUAAUCUCCUGCGUCUGUGAGGUCUUUGUGUCUCUUUGACUUGAAUACCGACCAAAGUCUGUAUUUCUGGUUGUUUCCUGUUUGUUGUUGUUUCUCAUAAAUAUCAUCGUUUUAUCGCCCAGCUCUACCUGUAAGUUUUGGUUUAUCUCUGUACUAACACACAAACACACGCAGAGACCCUGAAGUCCAGGUUUCUUGCAGACAUGGAUGAUGGAACCCCUGAUGAGGUCUUUGCUGAUCUGAAGCCGAAGAAUCUGGGAGGAUGGGGGGUCGCUCAGAUCGCCGCUGGGACUGGACUCGCAGUUUAUGCCAUGUGGGUGGGAAUCCUCCAGCCGGGUUUCCGUAAAGUCCCACUGAGACUUCAGGUAUGGUCCACACCUUCACCGUCUGCAGAGUCGUGGUUUCAGUUUUAAUCUGACUGCGUGUUUGUCGUCACUCUCUGGUUUCAUGUCUCUGUCUUCAGCUGUUUUGUGUCAUGAAGGUGCAAAUACCUGAAAAAUAAAUUCAAACUGUUACAGAUUAAAAUGUCUUUACGAUUUUGCUGAAGGUCCCGUACAUCCCUGCCAGCAAAGCUCAAGUAGAAAACGUCAUGAUGCUGCUGAGAGGUCGAGCGGGGGGUCUUACAGAUCUGGGGUCCGGUGAUGGUCGUAUCGUGAGUAUCAGCAGGAUGAUGGCGCUCUUCUGUCCGUCUCUGAUGAGGAUCCGGUUCUUCAUGGUUUUCUUCUCUCCUCAGGUCCUGACGGCCCAUCAGCGCGGCUUCACGCCUGCUGUCGGCUAUGAGCUCAACCCCUGGCUUGUCCGCCUGGCUCGCUAUCAUGCGUGGAGAGCAGGGCAUCUUGGGAAAGUUUCUUACCUGCGGGAAGAUCUUUGGAAGGUUUGACUUUCUUUACUGAUGUUACAGUCGAUACAGACUGAAGAGGCUCCGGUCUGAGAUCUCUGUCCGUCUUUCUCUCACUGAGGUUUUAUCUCUCCUUUCUUUAUUCCUCCGUUUUUCAUCGCAGGUCAACUUGACUGAAUGCAAGAAUGUCACCGUGUUUUUGGCUCCGAGUGUGGUGAGUAAGAUAACGAACAGACGAUCUGUACAUUUAGUAAUUCCUCCUGUUUAAGCCAUGAAACUAAGAACUACAACCAUAAUCAGAUUGUUAGAUUUGAGAGGCGAACACAGUUAGUCUGAGCUGCGGCUGCGUUCCUCUAAAUAAUCCUGGUUUGACUUUCAGGAGAUUUAUGUAAAAAAAUGUAUUUAUUAAAGAAUCUUGUCUUUUCUUCGUAGCUGUCGUUGUUGCAGGAGAAGCUGCUGGCGGAGCUUCCUGACGACGCCUUAGUGGUUGCUGGUCGUUUUCCCUUCCCUGAUUGGACGCCCAGCAGGACUGAGGGACAGGGCGUGGACAGAGCCUGGGCGUACAGUAUGAAGGAACUGAGAGGCUGCUCACAGAAGAAUGAUGAGUAAAGUAAACUAACUAACCGAGGAGAAACAUCUACUUGAAUGUUCCCACUCCAGUUUUAAUCUCUGUCUCUUAUUUAUUUAUUCCUCCGGGUGUUUUGAAGAAGCCGUUUGAAGAUAACUCGCUCCAGUGUCGGGGUGUUUGUUUUAAAAUGACAGUCAGAGCACUUUUAGACUUUUUACCUCCGACCUCAUGUUCACUAACCAAACAUUUAUCUCCACUCCUGUUACAGUGAUCAGCAAACCCACAGAUAUUUAUAUUCAUUUCUAAACAGUGUUGUUCCAGAAGUAAAACUAAAGGUCUGUGUUCUCAGUGAGCUUCAACAAUAAUGACGUUUUUAAAAACCUCACACAGUGUUACACUAAAAAACUAAAUGUCUCCUCAUAGAAGUAAACACACAGAAACAGCUGUCUCAUCUGUGUGUGUUUGCUGUUACCUUUUCUCUCAAAUCUUUAAAUAAAUAUGAAGUUUCAUUUACUGUCAUAUUCUGAUUCAGUAAUGUUUGUGUACUUGUACUUUUUAGAUACUUUUAAAAAUAAGUUUUCUUUCUCUUGCUGAAGUAAAAUCUAUUGAAAGCAGUUUUUCACCACAUUUUACAUCAAAUCAGUUACAGAGCGAAAAAAAACCUCAAACUGAAAUCUGAGUUAAAAUACUGCAAACCAAAGUUUGUGUCAUGAGUGCCUUGUUAACGUACAUACUCGGGCUUGUCUGAAGGUUUUUUUCUUCUACAUAAUAUAUUUUAUUUAAAGUAACUGAGCUUCAAGCUUUUAUUUGAGUAGAAAAGUUAAGAAACCUUCUCUGAAGUUUAUCAGAUUAGAUUCAUUUUAACUUUUUAUCAUUGUGUUUAAUUUUAUCUGAAGGUCUCUUGGAUACUGAAGUUGUUCGGUUGGUUUCAGGAUGAGUUUGACAGACAUCAGAGGACCUGUUUGACUUUUACUUUGUUUUCUGUUGUUUGACUUUUGUCUAAUUCUGUGAAUUUACAGGAAAAGUCCCUGAAAUGUCUUCAUUUUAACUACAUUGAGUUAUUGCAUGUAUUAUUCAGGUCUAUGAAGUUGUUUGCUGCUCCUCCACCCUUGUCUUGAUUUGACUGAUUCUGUUGUUUUAUCACAGUUUUCUUCAAACACACUUGUCUAAUAAACCGUGUGUACUCUGAAAGCUC